AUGUGCGAUAUUCGACCAUAUAAAAAUCAAGAUUAUGAAGCACUUAAAAGUAAACAUAACUCAAAAGACUUAUUCGUCGAUCCAGAAUUUCCAGCAACAAGUAAAUCAAUAUAUCAUUCAGGAAAACGUUUAACUGAUGUUCAAUGGCAUAGACCAACGACAGUCUUUCGAAAAGCUCAAUUUGUAAUUGAUGGUUUUCAACGUGGCGAUCUCGACCAGGGGGAAAUCGGUAAUUGUUGGUUUAUUGCUGGUUCAGGUGCAGUUACACUCAAUCCUGAUCUUCUCCAACGUGUCGUUCCAUCGAAUCAAUCAUUUGAUAGUGCUGCUUAUGCUGGGAUUUUUCAUUUUCGCUUUUGGUUAUAUGGUUAUUGGUAUGAUGUUGUAAUUGAUGAUCAAUUACCAUUUCAUUCUGAUGGUAGACUUGUAUUUUGUCGCAAUAAAAAGGACAAAAAUGAAAUGUGGGCUCCAUUGUUAGAGAAAGCCUAUGCUAAAAUAUGCGGUUCAUAUGAAGCAAUGGAAGGUGGCUUUACAACUGAUGCUUUAAUUGAUAUGACUGGAGGAAUUGAAGAAGCAUUUGAGCUCAAUAAUGCAUCAACAGCAAAUGCCGAGUUUAAAGAAAGAGUCAAGCGCGUUCUUUGGCAAGCUUAUCUACGUAAAUCAAUGCUUGGAUGUUCAAUUACUGCUGAUCCGAAUGUAACUGAAGCUCGACUUUCCAAUGGUCUUGUUAAAGGUCAUGCUUAUUCAAUAACACGAGUGGCUGAUGUAACAACUAGUUCAGGUCCUGUUACUCUUGUUCGAUGUUUAAAUCCAUGGGGAAAUGAAACUGAAUGGAAUGGAAAAUAUUCGGAUAAUUCAAAUGCAUGGAAUGAAAUCAGCGAUGAAGAAAAAGAAGAAUUAGGUGUAAAUGCAAUAAAUGAUGGAGAAUUUUGGAUGAGCUUUGAUGAUUUUUUUUCUAAUUUUCAUCAAUUACAUAUUUGCCAUCGUGGACCGGCUAGUUUAGGUACAACAGAAGAUGAUGCUGGUUCUUGUACAUGGACUAAUUUAUUUCGGGAUGAUAAAUUAACAUGGAAGGAAGAGAUGUUUCAUGGUGAAUGGGUUCCUGGUUCAACAGCUGGUGGUUGUGGUCAGCCGAAUAAAGAAAACUAUUGGAUAAAUCCACAAUAUUUAGUACGAUUAAGUAUGAUUGAUGAUGAUGAUGACGAAAACCUCUGUACAAUGAUUGUUGCUUUAAUGCAAAAAGAAACACGCCAACGUCGUUUACGUGGUCUUGAAGGUGAAGAUUAUAUGCAAUUUCGUGUUUUCAAAAUAAAAGGCGGUGUUAAUGUUCAAGACAAUAUUGAACAAGGCAAUUUAAAAUUUUAUAUGAAUCAACUUGAACGUGUUGGAGCUAGUGGAUCAUACAUAAAUCGACGUGAAGUAACAAAACGUUUUCGUGUUCCACCUGGUGAUUACAUUAUUAUACCGAGUACAUAUGAUGCUGAUAAACCAGGCAAAUUCUUACUACGCAUGUUUACUGAAAAACAAGCAGAUCAAGCACAACUUGACCAAGACAAAGAAGAUCUAACGGAAGCUGACGUCUUCUUUCAAGAUGAAAAUAUUGAUGUUCUAUUCGGUGAAUGGUCGAGCCUGUUUGGAGGCGAUGAAGAAGAAGUAGCACCACCCAAACCAAUCAAUCCGGAUAUUGGUGGUGUAUUUCCUAGUCCACGUCCAGACUUACCAAGCAAUUUUGAUGGUGGUGACAUAAAUGACAAUGAGAUGUAUCCUCAAAAACGAUUUUGCUCAAUAAUGUAA
Rotaria socialis is the source of this 1791-nucleotide messenger RNA. NCBI's taxonomy places the organism in Eukaryota, Metazoa, Rotifera, Eurotatoria, Philodinida, Philodinidae. The record is from the annotation of a GenBank genome assembly.